GGGCAUAAGGCUGACGAGGUUGAGAAGCAAUGACAUCGUGUUACGGACCGUUGAUCAAUCUCUCAGAAGCUUCUCAUCACAUGGGUCACUUCGUCCAGCUUCUCGUUUUCGUUCACCGUUCCACUCCUGUUCAGUAUAAAUUAUCCAGAGGAGGAGAAAUAAUCAGGACGGACAUUCAGGUGGGCGAUGACACUCAACCCUUUUUCUCCGUCUCCUUAUGGAAAAAAGAAUUGCGAUCAAUCGCUGUUGCAGGCGACAUCGUCUUAUUGCAAAAUCUCAAGAUUACAAAAUUCCGAGAUGUUUUCGAGGCCAGAAGUGAUGACUGGCAUCUUUACUCCGUCUGGUCCACCCUUGCCAGUCCCUUGUUUCAAAGAGUGCAACUGAAUUAGUAGCAGAGUGUAGAAUGGGGAUAGAGGUCAAAGAAAAGCUUUCCAAGGUUAUAGAAUGGGUGCAGAGGACCGGAUAUUAUGCUAUUGAGAAUGUUGACCCGUAUGAUCGCCAAAAGAGGCGGCUAUCCAGAAACUGGAAAGUUCCAGAACCGAAUAAAUUGAGAGAAUGUCCCUCACUUUCAGAGGUUUUGUGCCUGAACAGUCACUGUAAGGCAAUAUUUAGUGCUUCUGUUGGAGAGAUUUUUCUGCCGAUUACUUGGAGGCGCAUUGGAGAGUCUGAGAAUGAAAAUAUGUUUAUUAGCAGGAGACUAUGUACAUCAGCAAGCAAUAGUUUAGCUGAAGAUCUUAUAUGCACUGGUUGCCGGCUAUGUGGUUCUCCUUUGCAUCAAGAGCAAGGAUCUAUAGUUGGGAGGGUUCCACUCUAUUGUGAGAAAAGCUCAGAUCGCCUUCAUGCAGUCAGCUUGAUAUAUAGGCCUUUUAUGUUAUAUUUAUGGGAUGAAUAUGAACACAUGCCGGCACUGGUAAAAAACAAUGCUGCAGAGAAAUUGUUCGGAAACAUCAAGGCCGAAAGAGUUUUCUUGUGCUAUAAAGAGACUAAGUGCGAUAAAACCCUCAAUCCGGAUUCUGUUGCCAAGAACAGUCAGCGGGGUUGUGGCACAAGAACCCACGAUCCUCCGAAAGCUGCAGGGACAAGUCAUGCGGAGUAUUGCUCAUCAGAUGCACAUCGGAGGCAGGAAAGUAGGCAGAACCUAAAAAGCAUAAAUGUUUUUCAAAUUUGGUUAGUUGUUCUUAAAAUGUUGUUGCAGCAUGGAAAAAACAGUCCAUUGAAGUUUAAAGUUGCUGUAAAUGCCAGCCUUGAUAUAGAAAAUGGGAGAUUUGAAAUGCUAUCUGUUUCAACUCCUUGUUUUAAAAAUCGCCCUUGUAAUGAAUUGAAUGUUUGA
Molecule: messenger RNA, 1330 nt
Organism: Hibiscus syriacus
Lineage: Eukaryota; Viridiplantae; Streptophyta; Magnoliopsida; Malvales; Malvaceae
Exons: 7
Coding region: 404-1330 (308 amino acids)
Source: RefSeq, a predicted model, not a curated record